CACCUAUACUCGAUGAAGAAGCUUCCACGACAGUGACGCCAGAUAAAGUAAACGGCUCUGUAUUUCGAUUCCCUUGUUCAUGUGUUCGGGGGCAAUGCGGGUGCUGUACGGGAACUAUUAUGGAAAGAUUUAGGAUGAAGACAUGUGGCAAUAUAAGCUUUGUACCUGAAGAUUUUGUAUUUGAUGUCAGAAUGAGUGUUAAUAAUCGGACUGUCCUUCGGCGAAGAGUUUCAGCUGACAACCCACCCCCAAUUUGCUUCAAUCCUGGUAGAGCACCUUUCGUCCGUAUCUGCGCAGAAAUCUCAAAUAUUAGGAUCCGUAAUAACAACGCGUUCGCUUGUUUGGAUAUCACUGCGGAUAUUGCUGGGUUUCAAAUAUAUUCCGCUUCCUUUAGAUGUUUCGGAUUAGGUACAAAAGGCCUUCAAACUGGAUUAAAUCCAAAGCCAGUAUCAUCAGGUCCCGCUCCCGUAAGCCUUUUUGGUAAUAAUGAUGACGACGACGACCGCGAUGGCUUCCUCUCCAAUGUUGCUGGGGGCAUCUUUGGCGGAGGGGAUGAAGGGGGUCUAUUUGGUGGGGGUGGGGGUGGAGGAAUCUUUGGAGGUGGUUCUGAUAACGAUGAUGACGAUGGAGGACCGCUGGAUGAUAUAGGAGAUGCCGUUGGAGAUUUAUUUGAUGGAAGAGUUCAAAUAUGCAGGCGAAUUGAAGCGUGGAUUAUUACUUCGCGAACCGCCCGCGCCGCCUCGCGUCGAAAGCUUUCUGCCAUGGAGAACCUCAUUGUGUGUUUAGUGUCAAUUGCUUUGUUUCUAUCACCAGCCUACGGAAACGUUACAGUCGAAGAAAAAACAAACCUAACACGAACUGCUCUACAUUUCCAAGAUUUGAAAGACUUGGAAGUUCCCGAUAGUGCCUUGAUAUUCUUAGAACGAUUAAAAUCUAAAAGCAUGAAAGAAUUAUCGUUACGAGCUCGGCAGAGUCCAGAAGUCCAAAACGCAACAUCUACAUCAGAAGAAGAAGAUGAUGAACCCUCAAGGAGAUGCACAUGUUCAUUUGGCGUGUGCAAGUGUUGUACGGGAUUAGUGUUGGAUUUGUUUAACCAGAAAGCUUGUAUGAAGAUCACUUAUCAUCCUGGGGAUUUCGCUUUCGAUGUAGCCAUGUCUAUGAAUGACAGGGUACUUUAUGAAAACUCUAUGUCAGGAAAAAACCCGAAACCGAUAUGUAUAAAUCCACCAAGACUUAGAAACUUGAAAGUAUGCGCCAAAUUUUACAAUGUAUUUUUCCCUGGAAGAAACUUUCACUUUUGCCUGGCAAUGACGGGCCAAUGGCGGCAGCUUGAACUCUUCAACAUGGCAUUUGAUUGUUUAAGGAUGGGCGCAAACGGCCUGGCGAUGGUAAAGCCGGAGGAAAAUGGGGGGCUCGUGAUACCCAACCCUGGAGGGGGAGUGGAUGCUGUCGUCGAUUCUGGCGACGAUGACAUUGAAGAGUACGACGAGAACAAUGUCAAGUCACUGUUUGAUUUCUUUGAUGAUGACGAUCGAAAAUAGUUACUUAUUGGUAAUCAU
This is a messenger RNA of Cydia splendana, 1559 nucleotides long. RefSeq lists its product as uncharacterized. Lineage: Eukaryota; Metazoa; Arthropoda; Insecta; Lepidoptera; Tortricidae. The transcript is spliced from 7 exons. The coding region runs from base 120 to 1541 and encodes 473 amino acids. The record is from RefSeq and is a predicted model, not a curated record.